This is a messenger RNA of Cercocebus atys (sooty mangabey), 14846 nucleotides long. It is a transcript of the gene FAM110B, whose product is annotated as family with sequence similarity 110, member B. Lineage: Eukaryota; Metazoa; Chordata; Mammalia; Primates; Cercopithecidae. Bases 11336 to 12448 code for a protein of 370 amino acids. The transcript has 3 exons. The record is from RefSeq and is a predicted model, not a curated record.
GGCCAGGCUGGUCUCGAACUCCUGACCUCAGAUGAUCCCCCAACCUCAGCCUCCCAAAAUGCUGGGAUUACAGGCGUGAGCCACCGUGCUCAGCGGAAAAUGGGAAAAUCUUAAUUGCCCAUGCCCACCUCACUAACAUAGCCAGGUGAAGGGAGUGAACAUUCAUCAGAGUGUUCAUUCCAGCAAGAAAUAGGACCACUGUUUCAAUCUAAAAUGUGAUGAUAGUUCCCACUCUUCUCCUAUGUUACCUUUCUGUCCACAUCUGAAACAUCCAAUCAUGACUAUGUACCAUCAAUGGUCCUCAUUAAUUAAUUGAUGAUGAUAUUUUAGCCAAUAUGUCAGCAAAUGUUCUUUGCUGAUUCUGUCUCCCCCAUCCCCAACAAUUUGAUUUGUGGUUAUUCUGUAUCUACUGCCUGUGUGGAGUGAGCCACAGUCAAUGGAAAUCAUAACACAUGGGGGCUCUUGUUGCCAGGUAGGGAAGAUAAGUGCACUACCCUGCAUGGUAAAAUUCACUCACUACAGUGGUAAUCAGCUGUCACCAACUUGUGACAUUGAUGCCUUGCGUUGCACUGAUUGGUGGAGGAAGAAUGGGGGUCAUCAACACUUACUGGUGUUAACCAUCUGCUAAAUAAGGACUUACUUGAGACUAGUGCAUGUAUUUCUGUUCUCUGAAUUUCAGCUGUAGGACUCAAUAAUCACUUAACUACCAGAUGGUUGACAGACAGCUGACUUCUGCUGUCAGUCAGGAAGCAGUGCUAGGAAUUGAAAUUAUUUCCUUGCAUUCUGAUUUUUCUCAGAUAAAAUAAGCAGGGGUCUAGCUUCAGUUCUUAGUGGGAUAUAGCCUUGGGUAAAGUGCGUAAACUCUCCAAACCUGUUUCCUCCUGUUUACCAUGUAAAGGCUGAAUAAAAUAGAUUUUGAUUUCUCUGUUUUCAUAAGGCGUAGAAUUUUUAAUGUGACUAUUAUAAUCAGGCAAAAAUUUAGAACAAGUACUGUUAUUGGACCGAAAUCUCCUAUUUCAUCUUUUUAGAUUCCACACAUGUGAUCCAGUGUAUGGUACUAAUUGCAUUUGUGAUGAAGAAAUUCUAAAAUCACAGAUGUUGAUUAAUUUAAAAAUGGAACAUACGCAUUUUUAUUAAGCUGUUGAGUUACAGGGUUUGGGCUCCUCUUCCUGAUUUUCUGGCGCAACCCAGCGGUGAUGAGAAUUGUAAGUACAAUGUCAGCAUCAUGCAGAGAUGAAAUUAGGGGACCCAUUUGUCUUUUGGCUGCUUUUGCAGAGAUUCUUUUAUACAAUGUAUCUAUUCCUAGUUUAGUCAGACCUCUAAUUUACCUGGAUUUUUUUUGUGAUACAAACUUCAGUUUUUCCCAUUGGGGUCUCCCCAUCUUAUUUCUUCCAAGAGAACUAGUUAAGUGAUUGGUUGCAGGAGGUACUGUGGGACAUUUUGGUACAGUUAGAUAAUGUGUGCACCAUCAUGUGCCAGCAUUUUAUGAGUAGGACUGCACUUUUCUAGAAUUGCUAGAUGUAGGUGUGAGUGAAGCUUGAAUGUUGCAUAUAUUUAAUUCUCUUCAAAAAUAUGUUUCUUGUGUAUGUUGUGUUUUCUACUAUCUAAAACUGUAAUCCACAUCAGAACUGGUUAUCAAAUCUCCUGGGAUGCUUGCAUAAGAAUUGAAAUAGAUAAAAAGCAUCUGCAAGUUAACAUGCCAGGCAUUUUUCUGGUUUCUAGCGGUCCCACUUCACACUGUGGGAAUAGUCCUGGCUGCCUCUAGCCUGGGAAACUUUGCAUGGUGCUUUCAUCUUUGUAACACUUCCUUCUCUCUCUGACAGCACCAGGAACAGGGCCUGUUUGCACUGCAGUGAAUGAGAUAAUUUUCCAAGGUGGGAGUGCAAUGCACCAGGGAUUAGCUGAUAUUUAAGGAGCAUGAAUGAAAGCAGCAAACACCUCACCAGGGUGGGCCGUACAAGCCUUUGGGCAGUUAUUCCCUUGUAGGAUUUGAAGUUUUAUUGGCAGCUGAUUAGGUAAACUGGAGUCAUUUGUCCCCUAGGUGUGUCCCUACCCGUGAGGAGAGGUGGCCAGUAAAUGUCAGCUGAGGCACCGAAGGCUGCGAUGCACCAGCCUGGUGCCGUGUGAGGACGGCCUAGUGGAAACACUCAAUGCAUGCGAGUUUGCUUUUCAGACCUAAUGAUUACUUCAAGUCAGGGAUUUUAACUUUGUCAGAAACUUGAGUUGUAAAACAGAUUGGUCUCCUGAAAACUUCCCUGUCAAUCAAGAGCCUUCAUUUUCAAUCUGGAAUAUAUCACUAAUUUUUAAACCCCUGACCUCUUUCAGCUUUGAUUUUUUUACAAAAUCUAAAGCAAUAUAUAACCAAAACGAAAUCUAACACUUACAGAGUUUGCUAUUGCCAGGCACUGUUUUAGCUAUUUUACAUGUAUUACCUCAUUUAAUCCUCAUAACAGCUCUGAGGUAGAUUCUGUUAUUAUGCCAUUUUAUAGAUGAGGAGACUGAGGCAUAGAGAGAUGAAAUAAUUUGAUCAGGGUCAUACAAGCUAAUAAGUAGUGAAGCAGGUACUUGCAUCCAAUCAGACUGAUUCUAGAAUUCCCUUCUCUUGACUGCUAUACUAUACUGUCUUCAAAAAAUGUAAUGCAAAUCUCCCUUAUUUCUUUAUAUUUGGCUUGACUGUAUGAAUACACAUUUCCUCUUUUAUGGGAGAUAUUUGAACCAAUGAAUAUGAAUACUAUUUCUCUGGGCUUAGAUAUGUUUUGGCGGGCUUGAAUAAAGCACCUCAUCUGUGCUACUUGUGAAUUACUUUCUAGAGCAGCAUGAGUUCAUACCUAGAUACAUGUGUUCUCAGAGGCACUGCAUAUACUGAUACAAGUGAAUAAUGUGCAAUCAUAGGGGUGCCACUUACAUAGACUACCAUGGUCAUGAUGCCCCUGACAUUGUGCAGUGUGCAGCCUAUGCAACUGUCUGUGCAGUCCUUUAAAAGCUGCCUGCCAGCCUUAUUUAGAUAACUUUCAGGAACAUAACAGAAAACGAAUAUACCUCUGGUCAUAGUUCAUGCUGUAUAGGCUUACCUCAGUGCAUCAAAGCUACCUUUCAGUUAAAAAUGUAUGAAUGAAAAAAUAAAAAAUAUUAUAUAGAACAUGUCUGUAUAUUAAAAUAUCCAUGUAAAAGCAGCCUACCAGAUAAGUAAAGAAGCUGUUAGGGUGGCAGCUGAACAAUCAAAGUAAGUACCUGUACUCAUUUCUAAUUUAGAUGGACCUUAGUAGCCAGACUGUGGAUGUUACACUUAACAAAAUCAUCAGCUUUGUAACUUUGCAAAUUAGACACUGACACAAUAGAAUCAGAAAAUAAAAACCAAAUGGAAAUAUUUCAGCUGUCAUUUAGCUUGAAACAACAAAACUCACUCACACAUCAGACUUCAGGGAUUCAUGGAUGCUCUUUAAUGAAGUACCGGUUGUGGUUAAAAAUCAGGCAACACUUGGAAAUUUUUAUGAGACGGGCAGAAUACUUUAUGGAUGAAGUGAAACAGAGCCCUCAAACUGUUUUAUCAAUUAAAGAUAUUCAAUAGUACAUGGGUUAUGUAGCAUUUAUACUACUUAGUUUUAGGAAAUAAUGAGUUAACUGGCUAAAAUAAAAAGCUCUCUUUCCAAGCAGCUUUAAUUAGGUAAAAGUCAAUGCUUAAUAGUCUGUUAAAGCAUUAUUUUAAAAAUUAGUGAAGUGGAAUUAAUUGUAAGCUAACAGUCUUAAGUUGGUGUGGUGUAGGCUUCUGCAAUCACGAUGGUUAUUGUCACCUUUAUUAAGGGAAGAGGGCUAGCACAGAGCAUGAUGUGGAGUUCACAGCACACUUGAAUUCUAUUCCCUUAACUGCUCACAGCAGUGCUGCAUGCAUCAGCAGUCAUCAGGGCUGUAGCAGGGUGUCAGCAAAGUGACACAUAACCACACUCUCUCUUGCUACUGUGUCACUCUUCAGUUAGAAAGUUGAGUAUUGAUAGUAGGAUGAGGAUUUAAGCAUCUUGAGGGUGGGAAGAUCCGUCUGUUUCCUGACUGCUCUAUCCCCAGGGCCUGGCACCCAGUGAAAUGAAUGAACUGUUUUGUGAUCUGACUGCAUGCACACUCUGUGUACUCAUGAGGCAUAGGUCUGUUUCUGUGAACAGCUUUACUAUAUGUGAUGUCUUUUAAUGACUUGGACUUCUUUUAUAUUGUAUUUAUUUUUAUUUUAUAUUGUGACCUUGAGGCCAGUUAGCCACCCAAGUUUCAUCUGACAGACAUGUUUGGUAGUUGAUUAUAGCAAUUAAAGUUUUAUCUAUUGGUUAAAAUUCGGAAGUUAUCAGCCGUCUGUGAAAACCACUGCACUAUCAACCACAGACCAAGGAGGAUUUUCAUCUAAUGAAAAACAAAGAAAUUAUAUUAAGAUCCUAAUACCAGAAGGCGGGCAUUCGGAGAAUGUCUUAGUUUGCUCAGGUUGCUAUAACACAAUACCUUAGGCUAAGUAAUAUAUAAACAACAGAAAUUGAUUGCUUAUGGUUUUGGAGUCUAAGAUCAAGGCCUCAGCAGAGUUAGUGUUCUGUGAGGGCUCCUUCCCCAUAGAUGGUGCCUCCUAUGGAGGUUCACAGGCGGAAGGGACAAGGCAGCUCUCCGUGGCUCUUUUGUAAGAUCCUAAUCAAAAGCACUGAUCCCAUUCAUGAGGGUGCAGCCUUUGUGACCUAAUAAUCUCCCAAAGGCCCCACGUUCUAAUACCAUCACCUUGCUGAUUAGGUGAAUUUUUUUUCUGCUGUGAUCUUUUUGUUAAGAAUCAUUUCUGUAACAUAAAAUAUGAUAAUCAUUAAGCAUGGUGGCCAAGUUAGCAUUAUCAUAUUAGCUCUAAUUAGCUGUAAUUGAAUUUUUAUAUUUUAUGCAAUUGUCAAAACCAACCUCUACUGUAUAUUUUAAUAUACAACUGUGGACUUUAAAAGUGUUAGUAAUUCAGUCUUCUAGGACUCCUGGAUUCUCAGAAAUCCUUUGCACAUAGUUUUUGUCGUUCUGAAGAGUACCCAUUUCACAGAUGAAAAAACUAAGGCACAGAGCGGUUGUGGGGGGCCCAGGAGUUAACUAUCAAAUGUAACUGGAGACUCAUGAUUCCAUGUAUUGUGUUCUUUCUAGUCUACAGUACUGUGUAUACCAAGAAUCCUCAUUAAGUACAACAUAGCCACCCAUUAGCAAACCGGAGAUAACCAGAAAGCCUUAGUUAUAUGUACAUAGGUAUAUACUUUCUUCCUUGCUGGGACAACCUUUGGAACUCCCUUUGGGCAGGAAUCUAAGAAGAAAAUCAAUGUAUCCCUCUUACCAUAGGCAAAGCAGCAUUUCUUAAUUUUCAACUUGUAUCAUCUGCCCCUGCUCUCACUUAUUUUGUAAGAAGAGUCAUUGAUGCCAAGUCAGGCCACCAAAAUGGCCACUUUUAAUUACUGCAUCUCCAGUCUUACACUAGACCUUGCCAUUCUAUGUGAUGGCAGAGGGGUCACACCUUACUGUAGUGACUAUAGUGCAGUUGUAUGUGCAAUGUUUGGUUGUUUUAUGAAUGUUGGAGAGAAUUUGUACUGUAGGACACAGGGUCUUAAGGUUUUAUGUAUUGGGCUGAGGAUCCUAUUUUAUAUAAUGGCAGAUUUCUAGAGCUGAUGUUGACAGCCAUAAUGUUAACACAUUUUCAAAGCAAAGAAAGUUGGAUGGAAGAGUUAUGAAGAGAAAAUAUUGGUGAUGAUAGGGAACACUUCCAAAUGAUAUUGAAAAUAAUAUUCCAGGAGAGAAUUUGAUUAGGUAGAAAAUGCAAACUGAGUACACUGCUUUCCUAUGAAAACAGUGAAGACUCUUUACUAAGAAUGAGAUAUUCUGCUUUUUUGGAAGCAGUAGCAUGAGCAUUCUGCAGGAUUUCAAAUAGUUAAAUAAUUAUUAUGCCUUGGCCCAGGAGUCUCAGCCUGUCUGCAGAGAAGCAGCGAAUAUUAAGUACCUGAAGCCUUUGCUCUGAGGUCUGUGUUGGGGGAGGAUGUUUGUAGUAAGGUUUGGGUCUAGUGGAUGCAUUCAUAAACUAUAGAGAUAUGUGAACUAUGCCUGGAAGCUACCAUUUCUGUUUCCUCUGGAAGUUCCAGAGUAGAAGGAACCAUCAUAGUCUCCACCCAUUACCUCAAUGGCAUCCCUGAACUACAUCUGGGCUAUAGUUCCAGCAACUGACCAGAGGCACUCUGUACCUCAUCAAAUUGUAGUUAAUCUUCCUUUUUCCUUUCUCUCUCUCUGACUUACAUAAAUCAAGUAUGGUCCUUAGUAAAUAUCUGAAGAGGUAAUUUCCUAUUAAAUAGGAAUAGUAAUAGAGGAAUUCUAUCUGUACAGUUUAUACUUGUUUUGGUAAAUGACUGAUCUCUUGUAAAACUUGAGAGCUUUUUCUGGGCUAUUCAGUGUGCAUAAUGAAUAUUGAUAUCUUAGGGCUUUAAAAAAUAGCUUCCUUAUGUAGGCGUUAGUGUGCUUGGAGACCAGUUUGAGAAUUUUGAAAAAAAAAAUUUAAUGUCAAAGUAGGAUUUAAUUUAAACUUUAGCGUCUUCAUCUUAACCCUCUUUCAACUUCUCCAGAACAGUUAUUAGCAUAAAAGCUUAAUGAUUUACAUCUGAAGGUUAUGUAUGUACUGAGGAAAUUCAGUGUUGAUUCUAAAUACUUCUUAGUCAUCCUUAAACCCAGCUUGAAGCUCUAGGGUGCUUAAGCGUAGCUCGUUAUUACAGAAGUAAGUCAUCAGUGAAUUGUUUGGCAAACAGCAGUUUGUAGUGGUUUUUCUCUAACUUAGCCUCUUUCAGAAGUGUCUGCAUUUUUCAGGAAAAUUAUCUGUUCAUAUUUUGAGGAUAAAAAAUAGCAUUGAAGGUACUUUUAGUGCAGAUUUGCUGGGGCUAUUUUGGUGGUCCUGAUUUUUUUUUUAUUUUAUAAAGGAAUAUUAAUAUUGGUCUCCCCAUUAUACUUCUUGGAAUUCCUUACCUGCUGAUACCUGACACCCUUGCCUCUGUAGGGGAGUUUCCCAUUAUUGGGGUUUCCUCAGGCUCCAACCCUCCUGUCUCUUCUGCCUCCCCUCCUCCAAGGCAUUGGUGUCUUCCUAGCUUGAUCAUCUGCCCCUACCUUCCCCCUACCCUCCUUUCCUUUUUAGUUGUGGUGAAAAACAUGAUACAAAAUUUACCAUCUUAAUCAUUUCUAAGUAGAUAAUUCUCGGGGGUGUUUUGUUAUUGUUUUAUAUUAUGAAUUUUUAAUUUUAAAAUGUUCACAUGUUUCUUAGCUGCAUCUCUACAGCCAAGAUCUAACCUACUUAAGGGCUUGGGCCACAUGUUGUUCUUCUCACUGCAUGCAGUCAAUGCAUCCAUUAUGUGCCUGUUAUUUCCAAGCACUCUGUUUUGCAUUCCUGACUUUCUUGAGCACACAGCAGCUGUUAAACAUCUGAUCACUGAGUUUCAGAAAUUUUUUUUUAGGAAUGAUUUUCAGUGGUAGAAUUUGAAAACAGCUUGUGUGAGUAGUCAUAGCUCACUCUUUUAAAAAUAAAUGCCAAAUAAGAAUUGGAUUAUCGUGGGGAAGUCUCUCACUUAAGAAAAAUCAUUGUAGAGUAAUACCAAUUGAGAUUUUCAUUUCCUUUCAGCAGGACUGGUAGGAUAGAUACUGUGUGUGUGUGUGUUUUCUUAAACUAUAGUGUUGAUUAAUUUCUUUUUUAAUUACUCUGCCCAUCUCAAGAAUACAUUUAUUGUCAUUUUAGAUUGCUGGGUCAGGAAUGAAAGUUUGAGUGUGUUUGAUUUCAGUCCUGAACUCUCAUAUAUUAUGUUUCUGGGGAGUGAGCUUAGUUUUAAUAUAACUUUCGAUUUGGGGGAUUUUAGAAGUUAAUGCAUAAAAUAGUGUUCCCUUUGCAUGGAUGGAUGAAAUUUUGUGGUGUUCAAACUGUUGUAUUAGAGAUGUGAAUGCCUAAUCAUAACAUAAAUUCUGUCAACUAUCUUUCAUAUUUAAGCAGGUUACAAUGGAUAGAAAUAUUUCUUGAAAAGCUAGUCUUUUUUUUUUUUUUUUUUAAUAUAGUUGCUCACAGUCCUUAGGCGCACAGCAAAUGCCAGAACUGCCCUAAUUAGGUCAGAUGUUUCUCAUUAGCUUGUAACAGUCUUGGAUGGAUGGAUGGAUGGAUGGAUGGAUGGAUGGAUGGAUGGAUGCACAGCAGAUGGAUUGACCCAGGACAGACACUUUAAUCGACCCCUCGCCACUGUCACACUACACAUAUAUAACUCCCUGGCUACACUGAAUCUUAAAGACUACACAUACCACUAAUAUUGUACUGAUUGAAAUUGCUCGUUUCAAUUCCUAACAGACUGUCUCUGUCUUUCUUAAUAGCCUGUGAAUAUCUGCAGAACAAGGGCUGACUUACCUGUUUUGUUAGUGCCUAGCAUGGAGUAGACACAGAACAAGUGUCUAUAAAUUGAAGUAACAGUGUGAUGGCUUAUGAAAGCAAAAUCAGAUGCAGAAUAUUUGUAUAUUUUAUUUCAGAAUAUUUAUAUUUUAGUAAGUUAAUGCUCACUCUUAAGUAAAGCAAUGGGAAAAACAUCCUCUAAUAUGUACUUUUUCUUGUAAUAAUCUACUGAUGGUACUGAUGGCAUAUUUUUAUUAGCAUUCCUUGGAAUUAGUCAGUAAGCAUUUACAAAGGAUCCUGUAUACAGUAGAUAAUUAGUAUUUUGAUGAAUAAAAGAUGAACACUUUUCCUAGUAUACCUCAUAGAAAUGUAUAUAAAUUAUAUUGUUGAUAUUCCUGUCAUUGAUGUUAACAUUAAUAAAAUAUCAUGGAAGGGCUGGUUUCAAUUUACCAUUUUUGAGAAAAAUGGCAUAUGCAUGGUGGCCUUUAAAAUAGUCAUUGUCAUUAAGGAUUUGUAUAUUCUGUUUGUUCCCAGAUGUCAUGGUCUUGUGGGGAGGAUAGAAUAUUCCUCAGCAACUUCUUACACUUUUUUUAACACGUUGGUUCCAUGUUCACACCUGUGAGUUUAGGUGAUAGUGCUGUGAGAUACUUUUAGGAUGUUAUUUUUUGCGUGAACAAACAGAGGCUAGGCUUAGAGGAAAGCAUACCAGUUUUUUCUUGCUGCAUAACAAAUUUCCACAGACAGCACCCAUUUCUUAGCUCGGUGGCUCCAAGUCUGCCAUGGCUCAGCAGGGUUCUCUGACAGGGUCUCCGAUGCAAGGAGUUGGCUACAUGGCCCUCUCAAGUAAGGCCAUGGGGAAGAAUCCGCUCCCGAGCGCUCAUUCAGGUUGUCAGCAGGGCUGAGGUCUCUGUUUCCUGGCUGCAGGACGAGGACUGAAGUUUCUAGAAGCUCCUAGAAGCCACUUGCAUUUGUUUGCUGUGGGCCUUCUCAGGAACAUUGCAGCCAACAGCAGGAUCCCUCAUCAGAUUCCUGUCAGACUUCAAAUCUCUUUGGAUUCUUUUCUGUGACCAGCCAAAGGAAGCUCUUUUAAAGGGCUCAUGUAAUUAGGCUACGCCCAUCCAGAUAAUCUCUCUAUCUUGAGGUCACUGUGGCACACACCUGCCAAUCAUGGGAGUCAAAUCCAUGGUAUUUACUAGCCAAGGGAUUACACACAGGGCAUACACCAGGGGGUAGGGAAGUCCUAGCCCCUCUUUGAAUUCUGCCUCCAUGGAAAGGUCAGUUAAGAUGCUUGGGAAAUGCUGCCAAAUUUACCCCAGCAUUUAUACUGCUUCUACUUUGAGAUGCUGAAGACCGUGAUCUAAGAACUCUCUUCUUGUUUAACCUUACUGUGUUUCUAUGGGAAAGGAAAGCAGUGCUCUGUCCUUGGCGUACAGAGAUGUUCUUAAUUUACAGUCAGUAGGGCUGAGGGUUUGAUGCUUAUGAUUUCCGUUCAUUGAACUGUAUUCUUUCAGCCAAUCACUCCUGGGCCAGUGGUACCCAGAUGAGGACUCUAGUCAGGUGUGCAGGUUUGCAAUGAACGUAGAAACCAAACUGACCCUUGUUAAGGGCUUAACCUAGGUUAAGAACUUGACAAGCUAGGCCACAGGGAGCUGCCCUGAGUUCGAGACUAGAGGAGUGACUUGUCAAAAUCACUGUUUUGGGCGGAUUAACUUUGAAACUGUGUGAAUGGUAAGAGGGGAGAAGCCAGAAGCAAAAGUCAGUCAGGAAUUCAGAAAUGAAUGCUCAUUUAUCAGUGGUAAGGGAGAUUUAGAAAUGUAUUGUGUUCCUUGGAUUGCUACUAUCAAUGGUGGUAGUGCCGGGAAAAUUAAAAAGACUGAGGAAGUGUAAGCAAGCUAUAAGACAAAAUCAGGCUGCUUGUUAGGACUUGUGAGCACCUGGGUAGCCUAUGUUUACUUUCCAGAGAGACCAUAUGCUCGUGACUUUCAGGGUGCAUUGUUCAGGUAAAUCAUCACUUUGUGUAUGGGACUUGCAAAUAUAUAACAUUUGGCAUUUCAAAUGGUAAAAAGUACUAUGGAGGAAGAUAAAGCAGGAAUGGGGAUAGAUGCAUAUUAGUAUUAAGUGCAUAUCAAUUUGUGGCUUUUAAAAAUCACCUAACAUAAGUUGUUAACCUGAGGCACAUGGGUUGGAUGGAUAUAAAUGUGUAUUUUACAUGGAGUUGUAUUUCACAUUUAUGGCGUUUGACCAUGUGCUCUCCCCUACCUCUUUCAAAAAGCAACAUUCAUUUAAAUGAGGUGGAUAAUGGAUCUAUAACAUUUAUUAUUCUGAUGAUAGGAUGUUCAUUGCUUCUGAAUACCUUACUUCUCUCUGUUUGAUCAUUAACCUAAUCACAUACUCUAAUUUUCCUAGAGUCAGUAUUCAAAGGGAGUUUGGCUUUUACUUCCUUUUCCUUCCACUGUUUGACUGAAGAAUUUUUGAAAUAAAAAAACAAAACAUAGGAAUCAUCUGUGAGGCUGGGCACUGGAUAGGGAACACAUCUGUUUCAUCAAUUUCCUGCUGCAGAGAGCAUUUUAAGAAAGGACAGCAUUCCUGUGACCUCUGCCUACCAUCCAUAAAAUACUCAUUCCCCUCUCAGCUCUGCCUGCAGUUGAACACAAAGACCUGGAGGAGACUCCCACCUCUUCAGGGAGAAGAAAGGAGGCAGCGAAGCAGAUUAAAGGAACUUGUGGCUUGUGGCCUUUUUGUGCAAGGGCUGCCUGAAAGGGGAGAAAAGUGUAUGAAAGCCACCGUGGCGGUUAAUGAGCUGUGAGAUGAGGCGCUGCUGCGGCCGCUGCUGCUGACACUCGCUCCCAGGCUGCACCCGCUGCCCUUGGCGCUUCAUGUACAUGUGUCUAUUCAGGCCGUGCGGAGGCGUCCAGAAGAGCAUCCAACACGGCUGCCGGGGAAAGACCGCCCACCAUGCCCACGGAGACCCUACAGACAGGUAGCAUGGUGAAGCCGGUCAGCCCCGCGGGCACCUUCACCUCUGCCGUGCCCCUGCGUAUCCUGAACAAGGGGCCAGACUACUUCCGCAGGCAGGCCGAGCCCAACCCCAAGAGGCUCAGCGCCGUGGAGAGGCUGGAGGCCGACAAGGCCAAGUACGUCAAGAGCCAGGAGGUGAUCAACGCCAAGCAGGAGCCCGUAAAGCCCGCCGUGCUGGCCAAGCCCCCGGUGUGCCCGGCUGCCAAGCGCGCGCUGGGCAGCCCCACGCUCAAAGUAUUUGGCAACCACGCCAAGACCGAGAGUGGCGUGCAGAGGGAGAACCUCAAGCUGGAGAUCCUGAAGAAUAUCAUCAAUAGCUCCGAGGGCUCCAGCUCGGGCUCGGGGCACAAGCACAGCUCCCGCAACUGGCCGCCCCACCGGUCGGAAACCACCGACCUGCACCGUCACUCCUUCGCGGAGUCCCUGAAAGUCUACCCCACGCAGGGCCGCGGCAGCCCGCAGGAGGGCGGCUCCCACGUGAGCAGGAGACUGCUGGAGCAGUCAGCCGAGUCCUUCCUCCACGUGUCCCACAGCUCUUCGGACAUCCGCAAGGUGACCAGCGUGAAGCCCCUCAAGGCCAUCCCCUGCAGUAGCUCUGCCCCUCCCCUGCCUCCCAAGCCCAAAAUCGCAGCCAUCGCCACCAUGAAGUCCCCCGAGGCUGACCCUGUGGAACCAGCUUGUGGAGUCAGCCGAAGACCCUCCCUCCAGCGGUCUAAGUCAGACUUGAGUGACAGAUAUUUCCGAGUGGACGCGGACGUGGAGAGGUUCUUCAACUACUGUGGACUGGACCCGGAAGAGCUGGAAAACCUGGGAAUGGAAAACUUUGCAAGGGCUAAUUCUGACAUAAUAUCCCUCAACUUCCGCAGCGCAAGCAUGAUCAGCUCGGACUGUGAACAGUCUCAGGACAGUAACAGUGACCUUAGAAAUGAUGACAGUGCCAAUGACCGUGUGCCGUAUGGCAUUUCUGCCAUCGAAAGAAAUGCCAGAAUCAUCAAGUGGUUAUAUAGCAUCAAACAAGCUAGAGAGUCACAGAAGGUCUCCCACGUGUAAGACAGUGCGUGGAAAGGAGGAAGGGUGGGUCUCUGUGCUUACGCAGUUGUAAAGGUUGUGAGGUCUCCUUGAAGUGUUGUGAGCUUCUCCACUCUUUGUGUUGCUUGUUGUGCAAUGUUUUCAAGUUGCAUGCCUGUCAACAUGGGGACUGACCUGGCUUCCACGUCACCAUCGCUGCAGAGCCUGGCCUAACACGCGUCAUCUGCCAAAAGUUUCAGGCCAGAAUCUAAUUAGGGCUUUGCUCUUAAGCAAAACUGUUUACAUGAAAAUGGUAUACGACUUCUUCAAUAUUUAUGUGGUUCUUGUGUUUUUAUAUCCCGCGCUAUUAUGUCUUAAUUAAAAGUUUUAUCAACUGGCUUUUAAGUUGAGAGCAGAAUCUUUUUGAAAUAAAAAGCCACUUUGCCUACAUGUGAGACUAUUCCAAUGGGACAGUAAAUGGGAUCUGCUACCAAACAGAUAGUGACUGACCGCACAUAGAACCAGGCUGGGUUUUCUGUGGAAUAAAGUGGUGAGCCUGACGUUAAUCGUUUACAUGUUGAAAUUCUCUUGCCACUUAGUGAAGUGUCGCUGGGGUAACAAUGCUAAGUUUUGUGUCCGAUUCAGUGUGUAAAUGUUGGUGGUUCUGUGUAAUGCUGACCCCAAGGAAAGACAAUCAGAUAAAAUGAAGGAUGGUUAAAUCUAGGAGGUUGGGUGUUUGGGGGUUUUGUUGAUGUUGUUCUGAUUUGGGAUAUUUCAGAAAUUUUUAAUAUUAUCUUUUGACAGAAUGGCCACCCUAAAACAAAUACUGAAUGCCUUUUAAAAAAAAGAAAAAAAGUUGUGUUUGUUUGUUUUUGUCGAGAACUACUAAUUUCAUGCUGUUUCUUUCUCUCUCCCUUUGUUGUUAUUUGAUUUGAGGGAAGGGAGUGAGGCUUGUGCAGGUUUGAGCUAUCAGAAGACAUGAACAGAAGUGAAAAUACCAGCCAUAUCAGUAGAGCCUCCCAUUCAAAAGUGAACACACUUGGUAGCUGAACCAUAUCUGAGCAGCGUGAUUCUGUUGUCUUGCAUAUGUUACUCUCUCAGGCUGUGGGUCUCUGUUACAGCUCUAGGAAACUGUAGAAUUUCAAUGCUAUGUAGCUUUUCCACCCCAUGGUCUCUAGUGCUGCCUAUCAACUUGUCCCCUUUUUUUCCCAAUAACCUGUCUUUCAGGUGGUACAGUUAGCUGUCACUCAGCUGACUCUAUGAUGUGGCAGCAGAGAGGGAAACCUACAAGUGGUUUGCCUCAUUGCCUUUGCCACAUCUGAAGUUCUCAGCAGCGCUACCUUAGACUUCAUCAGCUAAUAGGAAACUUUUUAUGGUGUAAAUGCUGUAAGACUUUGUACAUACUUCAGUUGUUAUGAAAUCUUUAAAGAAAAAAAAAGAAAAAGUUACACUAAUAAAUUGCUCUGGUGCAGGCACUAAUGGUGGUGGUUUCUCUUUGUCCUUCUGUAUUCUCCUUCCACAAAAGUUUGACUUUGGACUAUGAAUCAGAAGCAGAUUUUUGAUAGUCUUGAAGAAACAUUAUUUCAUUAAGUUAUAUUAACCACAUUCCAAUUACUCCAAACACCAGUGUUCUUAAUUGUGUCUCUAGCAAUGUGCUUUUGCUAAAAUGGUUACAUCAGGGUUCCUAAAAUGUGCUGCAGCAUCUCAAUUCACACUUCUGUUAUUUUUGUCUUUUCUUAAACAUCAGGAUUUUUUUGCAUCUUCCACAUGACUCUUCAGUUGUAAAUAUUUAUGAGUUCUCACCUUGGAGGCAUACCUUCGAAAUGUAUGGCUUUGUUUUUAUUUGUACCAGCCCAACAUCCAUACCUUGGCAUGUUUUCACACACUGGCUCCUCCACUCCUUCCUUCAUUCCUCUUGAAAAUGUCACUUGUUGAGUGAGUGACUCCUUCCAGGUAUCUUGGUAGGCACAGGACUUUCAUAGUUAACAACACAGUCUCUGCCUCAAGGAACUUAGAUUUUCCCCUUUAUUUUAAGAGAAAUAAAAUUCCUCUUAGUGGACAUGUCCUAUCUGCUGUAUUUGGACAAUGAGUAUUCCAUGAUUAUUUAUUACAUCAAGUUAUUUGAAAAUUAAUAUUUCUUGCAAAAUUCCAUAUACUACGCAAAUGUAAAAUAAAGCCCUCUUUAAAAGGUAAUUUUCAGAAACAAAUUAUAUGAUUCUCAACUAUUACUGUUUAUAAAUAUUUUCCUUCUCAAAAGCAAAUAUGCUUCCUUGACUCUUUCUCCUGGUUUUGAAUUCUGCCUGGUUUUUUAAUUCAUGUUCAGUAAAACUAAAACCCUGCUUCCCAGAAGAACUAUUUUGGAAUGCAGCUAUGAGUGGGGAUGAUACAAUGUGUUCAAUAUAAUAGAAUAAAAAUAAGUUUUCUAAAAAAAAAAAAAAAA